GGGACAGAACUACAGUUCCCACCACACCUCGAGACAGGAGGAAGAAGGGGCACGGAGGACCAAAAGGAAAACCAGGAGAAAGAGCAAACAUUACCUACUGGCAGAGGUGAGAGAGCCAGACAGGUAAGCAACAGGUGCAGGUUACAGGAUGCAGGAUGGAGGGUGUUGGAGGGUGGACAUCGCUUGUUUCUCCUUGCAGGGCAUGUUGGCUGAGGUGAAGGGGGCUUUUGUGAAAACCCUGAGGACUUACCUGGUGGGGGGGGUGGGGCAUGGAAGUAAGAUUUCAGCUCAAAUUACAGGGAUAAGACACCGGAAGUGGAAUGGCUUUCUUUACUUGAAAAGCCCGGAGAAGAGUUGUUUGAUUAUGUCUCGUGUCUGCUGGAUCAUUUAGCCGUAGUGAUUUCAGAGGAGUCCAAGAGAAGUGUAGGAUCCUCCAUCUGUUUAAAACUCGCGGUUUUUACGUACAGAUUUUAAUUUGUGUGAUGAUACAGACUUGUCCUUUUCUAUGACUUCUGAGAAAACCAAAAACUAAAACUGGGGGAAAUGAAGAAGGGUGUCAUAGGCAGGAACAAUUUGCAGCACAUCAAAUUUCGUCAUCAAAUGAAAUAAGGUUUCCUGUAUUUUUAAGAGACAUCUGACGAGGAGACCCAACACAACUGAAGAACAGUUGAACGGCCCGGGUAUAUGUGCCAUGAGGGGACAUGGUUGCUGCUCCAAAUAUCUGCUGGGCUGUGGAGUAGGAAUCUGCUGUCAUGUGGAACAGGAGUCCUGAUGUAGCAUGAGGGUCCACAGAUGGAGACCUCGGGGAGAUAGAUUUCAACCCCAUGUAAGUUAGAGCUGUGCACACAACAUAGAUUUUUUCAGGAGGUAGUGAGCUCCUUGUGAUCUGAGAUGUUGUGGAGAUUUAAGCAGAGAUUUAAGCAGAGAUGCUGAGGUCUCCACAGAUGGAGACCUCAGGGAGAUAGAUUUCAACCCCAUGUAAGUUAGAGCUGUGCACACAACAUAGAUUUUUUCAGGAGGUAGUGAGCUCCUUGUGAUCUGAGAUGUUGUGGAGAUUUAAGCAGAGAUGCUGAAGGUGGUAAUAAAGUUUCAGGUGGGUGAUUGUGUCGGUCAACACUUCCCAAGGCUAGAGAGUCCUCGAAAUCACCUGGGAGUGUGUGCAUGUUUUUAAAUCUAUUUAGCAGACCUAAGAUGGGCUCCAGGAAUAUAUAUAUAUUUAAUUAUCUUCCCAGGUAAUUCUGAUAAUCAGUUCGUUUGGGAGACACUGUCAUGAGAAACUUUCUUUUCCAGCCUAUGGUAGAGUAUGGCACAAAACCUUCGAACCACAGGGUUUUUUUGUUGGUUUUGUUUUGUGUUGUUGCACCUCGAGGCUCGUGGGAUCUUAGCUCUCCAAACAGGGAUUGAAACCAGGCCCUUGACAGUGAAAGCGCAGAGUCCUAACCACUGGACUGCCAGGGAAUUCCCCACAGUUUUCAGUUUGAAUAUUCUCAGAAUCAUCAUUUCCAGCACAAGAAAAAGCAGGUGCCAACCAGAAGAAAAGGGCUAUGUGACUCUUCCCGAAACUGACUUGUGUGUCAGGUCUCGUUGAUGCCCUGCUGCUGGCUGCCGGGCCAUUCAGUCUUCCAGCAAUUUGUCUUCCUCCCGUGUGACAUGCAGAUGGGCUGACAGCUAGACAUGUCUCCCACCUGAUGACUGGCAGGUAAAACACUCCUGCUGGGCCCCGAGGCAUGUGGAUCUCAGUUCCCGGACCAGGGAUCAAACCCACCAGCCCCUGCAGUGGAAGCACUGGAAGCAUGGCAUCUUAACCCCUGGACUGCCAGGGACGUCCCAGUCAAUGCUGUCAUCUGAGAGUGCUGACCGUGUACUGGGCCCAGCAGAGAACAGCUGUAGAACCUCUUCAUUCCAACGUCACCCCUAAAGUAAUGUUAACUCACCUAGGACAGGUGGGGUUUGUGCAGGCAGCUCCCUCUUACCUGACCAGUAAUUAACAUCCUUCUCCCACGAGGACGGCAGUGCUAGGAAAACAGUGACCUCCCUCUGUCUUGUCCUGUGCUGAAUCCCGAGUGCCAAGAAGAGUUCCCGGCCCCUGGUAGCUGGUCACUAACACAGGGGUUCCCAACCCCCGGGCUGUGGACCAGUACCGGUCCUGUUAGGAACCGGGCCACACAGCGGGAGGUGAGCGGCAGGCGAGUGAGCGAAGCUUCACCUGCCGCUCGCCAUCGCUCGCCUUGCCUCCUGAACCAUCCUGGGGUGCCCCGCACCCCGUCCGAGUAAAAAUUGUCUUCCACGAAACCUGGUGCCGAAAAGGUUGAGGACGGCUGCACUAAAGAGAGACUGAAUUCCUUCUUUUCUUCCUCGAUCUGUUCUAGGUGGCAAGAGCCAUGCAAUUCUCCAGCUCAGCCAGGGCAGCGGAGGAGAACUUUGACUAUUUGUUCAAGAUUAUCCUCAUCGGGGAUUCGAACGUGGGGAAGACGUGUGUGGUGCGGCAUUUCACAUCCGGGGUCUACGCCGAGACGCAGCAGAACACCAUCGGGGUGGACUUCACUGUGCGUGCCCUGGAGAUCAACGGCAAGAAAGUGAAGAUGCAGGUGUGGGACACCGCAGGCCAGGAGCGCUUCCGGACCAUCACCCAAAGCUACUACCGCAGUGCCCACGCGGCCAUCAUUGCCUACGACCUCACCCGGCGGUCCACGUUCGAGUCUGUUCCUCACUGGAUUCACGAGAUAGAGAAAUACGGGGCGGCAAACUUGGUCAUCAUGCUGAUUGGGAACAAAUGUGACAUGUGGGAAAAACGGCACGUUCUGUUUGAGGAUGCCUGCACGCUGGCUGAGAAAUACGGCCUCCUGGCUGUCUUGGAGACAUCUGCCAAGGAGUCCAAGAACAUCGACGAGGUCUUCGUGCUGAUGGCCAGGGAGCUGAUGGCCCGCCACAGCCUGCCCUUGUAUGGGGAGGGCCCCCUGGGCAGCCUCCCCCUGGAUUCCAGUCCUGUCCUCACGGCCCCGGGGCCGCGGGAGAAGAGCCAGUGCACUUGUUGA
This is a messenger RNA of Physeter macrocephalus (sperm whale), 3035 nucleotides long. RefSeq names its product RAB19, member RAS oncogene family (gene RAB19). The record is from RefSeq and is a predicted model, not a curated record. Lineage: Eukaryota; Metazoa; Chordata; Mammalia; Artiodactyla; Physeteridae. Gene Ontology annotation, molecular function: GTPase activity; GTP binding. Gene Ontology annotation, cellular component: Golgi cisterna; trans-Golgi network. Gene Ontology annotation, biological process: vesicle-mediated transport. The transcript is spliced from 3 exons. The coding region runs from base 2382 to 3035 and encodes 217 amino acids.